Molecule: messenger RNA, 267 nt
Organism: Lathyrus sativus (Indian pea)
Lineage: Eukaryota; Viridiplantae; Streptophyta; Magnoliopsida; Fabales; Fabaceae
Source: the annotation of a GenBank genome assembly
AUGGCCCCCAACAGAUGGAUUAGACCCGAGGUAUACCCACUUUUCGUGCCCGUUGGUAUGGCUGUUGGCCUCUGCGCUAUGCAACUUGUUCGAAACAUAACCACUAAUCCUGAAGUCAGGGUAACCAAAGAGAACAGAGCUGCAGGAAUUCUUGACAAUGAAUCGGAGGGUGAGAAAUAUUCACAACAUUUUGUGAGGAAGUUUGUCCGCGGCAAGAGCCCUGAGAUUAUGCCGUCCCUCAAUGGCUUCUUCUCCAAUCCAAACUAA